CCAAAAUGCAGAAACGGAGGAGAAAUCUCGCGAGAGCUGCGUGGCCGGGGCAGGGGAGGUUCCUUUUCCCGCUUCCUUCCUCCUUCGCGUUAGUUCCGGUCGCAGAGGGGACCUCGUCGCAGUUGUCGCCGCCCCAGGGAUCUCUGGCUCUUUUCUCUUCGCCUUAAAUUCGGGUGUCUUUUAUGAAUAAUCAAAAGCAGCAAAAGCCAACGCUAUCGGGGCAGCGUUUUAAAACCAGAAAAAGAGAUGAAAAAGAGAGGUUUGACCCUACUCAGUUUCAAGACUGUAUUAUUCAAGGCUUAACUGAAACUGGUACUGAUUUGGAAGCAGUAGCUAAGUUUCUCGAUGCUUCUGGAGCAAAACUUGACUACCGCCGGUAUGCAGAAACGCUCUUUGACAUCCUGGUGGCUGGUGGAAUGCUGGCCCCGGGUGGCACCCUGGCCGACGACAUGAUGCGGACAGAUGUCUGCGUAUUCGCAGCACAGGAGGACCUGGAGACCAUGCAGGCGUUUGCACAAGUUUUUAACAAGUUAAUCAGGCGCUACAAAUACCUGGAGAAAGGCUUUGAAGAUGAGGUGAAAAAGCUGCUGCUGUUCUUAAAGGGUUUCUCCGAAUCAGAGCGGAACAAGUUGGCCAUGUUGACGGGUGUGCUGCUGGCUAACGGGACACUCAAUGCGUCUAUCCUCAACAGCCUCUACAAUGAGAAUCUGGUGAAAGAAGGGGUUUCAGCAGCAUUUGCUGUGAAGCUGUUCAAAUCAUGGAUCAAUGAGAAGGACAUCAACGCGGUGGCUGCGAGUCUUCGCAAAGUCAGCAUGGACAACAGGCUGAUGGAACUUUUUCCUGCCAAUAAGCAGAGUGUGGAGCACUUCACGAAGUACUUCACCGAGGCGGGCUUGAAGGAGCUGUCAGAGUAUGUCCGGAACCAGCAGACCAUCGGUGCCCGGAAGGAGCUGCAGAAGGAGCUUCAGGAGCAGAUGUCCCGCGGCGACCCGUUCAAGGACAUAAUUUUAUAUGUCAAGGAGGAGAUGAAAAAGAACAACAUCCCGGAACCGGUUGUUAUUGGGAUCGUCUGGUCAAGUGUGAUGAGCACGGUGGAGUGGAACAAAAAAGAGGAGCUUGUAGCGGAGCAAGCCAUCAAGCACUUGAAGCAAUACAGCCCUCUCCUCGCUGCCUUCACCACCCAAGGCCAGUCCGAGCUGACUCUCUUGCUGAAGAUCCAGGAGUAUUGCUACGAUAACAUCCACUUCAUGAAAGCCUUCCAGAAAAUAGUGGUGCUUUUUUACAAAGCCGAGGUCCUGAGUGAAGAGCCCAUUCUGAAGUGGUACAAGGAUGCACACAUGGCCAAGGGCAAAAGUGUCUUCCUGGAGCAAAUGAAGAAGUUCGUGGAGUGGCUCAAGAAUGCGGAGGAAGAGUCCGAGUCUGAAGCUGAAGACGGGGACUGAGCUCUGAACCUGCGUCCUCAGUAAAGCAGAGUGUAGAUAAACGUCAUGUCUCGUGUCUUGGUUUGUACAUCUUCCUACCUCCCUGCAUCAAGCAUGAUAGAAGGGCUUUCAUGGCAAACUUUAUUUUAACUGUUUCUAUGGUUCCUGGAAAAGUUCAGUUCCUACAACCAUGUUUUAAGUAUUACAGGAGCUAUAGGUUCGAAUCCAAUGUUGCAUUCAUUAGUCUUUUCAGUUCUUUUCUACCUCCUGUAUUUUCUACUGUAAUAAUGUAAUUUAAGGCCUUCCACAAUGAACAGUUCACGUUAUUCCCUGGGUUUUCUAUAUAUAAACAGUUUUCAAGAUACGAUUUGGUUAAAAAUAAUUUGUUAUAAAAAUUCUGUUUGCAAAUUAAACUGUAAAAGUAUCCAAAUUCUCAGAAACCAACGAUUUGUAUGAUAAUUUGGUUCUCCAGAGAGCCCUGCUCAUCAUCGAAAUCUCUCUGUCGAGUUCAUUAGCUCGAAUCCUGAGUGUCCAGUCUACUGCUUGCAUGUUAGCAUUUUCUUGCCUUCUUAGCCCCAGAUGUCCUUAAAUUCGGUUGUUUGCUGUCUGGUUUUCAUCCUUAGUGAAGCCAUGGAGAACAGACUUGAGAAAUUCCAGAAUCAGAGGCGGCAGAGGUGGUGGGGAAUCCAUUUCCUGCUGAGAAACUUCUGCAGUCAGUUAACAGAUGGGUUUUCUUUCCAUACAGCCAUUUUCAAGUAAAUGUACCUUAGAAAAGUCUUAUCACUUAAAAUAUUUUAUGCUCAGAGUGCACUUAGUCGGAUAGGAAAGAACUCGGAGGGGGCGUGAGUGGUAAAAGAAGUAGCCGUGCGUGCUAAAGCCCGGAGCUUUUGACAGUGGCGAGAUCAGCUGCUCCGUUGGGACCCUCAGUGCCUGCUUCCUGUGCCUGGCAGGCUGUCGUGGACAAGAAGCAAAGCAAGGUCCUCUCCCCAGCCCUGUGCACUCAGCCCUGACUCCCACAUCUGGCUGGAACAUUCCCCAGCUGCCAGGCUUCAAUUGCCAUGAGCCAAUACCUUAGAUGAUCUUAAUGUCUGCCUUGUUUCUGUCUGCUCUUGCUGCUGCCCAUCUGUGGGUCUUGGGGUUGUGUUCACAGUGACCACUGUGAAGGGUCUUCGAUUCCAAGGAAAUGGCCUGGGACUGACACCACCAGAGACUGAGCGGAAAGUCGGCCCUUUUCAGGGUGGCAUUCUCCUUAGCCAAGACUGUGGUGUUUAAAACGCAUCUUGACAGGAAUAUGUGAUACAAUUUGAAAUAAAGGUAUAAUAACCUUAAUAAGAGCUUUAGAGCUGAUUACAUUGUGAAUGGAGUAAAACUGUUAAAUGAAUAACUUAAUUUUUCAUGCACCGGCAAAAAUGUAUUCACUAGAUUUCUACGUAGUGAUCUGCUUUACUUUGUAAUUUGUAGCCCUUAAAAGACUUUUUUUUAAAAAAUAAAGUCCAUCCUUACACUUA
This is a messenger RNA of Heterocephalus glaber (naked mole-rat), 2929 nucleotides long. RefSeq names its product basic leucine zipper and W2 domains 1 (gene Bzw1). The record is from RefSeq and is a predicted model, not a curated record. Gene Ontology annotation, cellular component: membrane; cytoplasm. Gene Ontology annotation, molecular function: protein binding. Lineage: Eukaryota; Metazoa; Chordata; Mammalia; Rodentia; Bathyergidae.